This is a messenger RNA of Sitodiplosis mosellana (orange wheat blossom midge), 464 nucleotides long. RefSeq lists its product as uncharacterized. The transcript has 3 exons. Lineage: Eukaryota; Metazoa; Arthropoda; Insecta; Diptera; Cecidomyiidae. The record is from RefSeq and is a predicted model, not a curated record. Bases 1 to 429 code for a protein of 142 amino acids.
AUGCAGACUCUAUCAUUCUUAUCUUUGACUGUCACUGCGCUGUGUUCGCUUGCCAUAGCCAUUCCCAUAUCGCAAUAUGAGAUUCCAGCUGAUAAUGAGAACGAAAUGUUCAACGGCGUCUUGGUCGUUCGUGUCACACGAGCCACUCCUGUUCUUCCGCCUGGUGUAACGGAUGACACACCAGACUUUGAUCGCGGAAUGGUCAUGCUUGAUAUAUCUGAUAAGCUUUUUGGUGCAUCUGCUUCACGAGUCAUAGAUGCCUCGAAAAUUAUUGGCAGUUGGAUGAUGAAUACAGCUCGUCGCUUCGCAGCGCUCGUGCAAUACUUUAAGCCAUUUUUUGCCAAAGCGUUGAAUGUGAAAGGCUUGUAUCCACCACCACCAACCGCUGAACCAACGAGGAUGACAACAACAACAACUGAAUCCAAUUAGAUUUAAAGCAUUUGACACUUAAUUUAUAAUUAGUU